Messenger RNA from Rotaria sordida, 1605 nucleotides. NCBI's taxonomy places the organism in Eukaryota, Metazoa, Rotifera, Eurotatoria, Philodinida, Philodinidae. The record is from the annotation of a GenBank genome assembly.
AUGCAUGAUGAUUCAAGAGUUAGUUAUAAUCGUAGUGGUGGACAGUUUGUAUCUACCUUUCGUUGUCAAAUUUUCUCGUCGAUCAAUAUUGAAAAGCUUCAAGUUGAUCUUCAAUCACAACAUCAACAUGAAAAAGAUGCUCUAACUGAAUUGAAUCAACGUUUUCGUGCAUUUAUUGAUCGUGUUCAACAACUAGAAUUACAGAAUUCAAGAUACCUAACUGAAAUUGAAAAUUUACAACGAAAUUUAUCUGGUUUGGGUAGUAUUGAUUCAUCAUGGGAUGAACGUUAUCACUCACAAAAUUCUAAUUUAUCGAUAUUGUGCCAUGAAAAAAUUGAUUUCGACUUGGAUUUUGAAUUGUAUCAAUUACAGAAUAUAAUAUAUGAACUAUUAAUCGAAACUGGGCAAGAGAAAAGUGAUAGAAGAAUUUCAUCAUUAGAAGAAGAAUUGAAACAAUCAUCAUCUCAACUGAAUAGUCUACGUACAUCUUGUAGAGAAUUAGAACAUGAAAUUGAACGUGUACAUGCUGAACGUGAAAGUUUAUUAAAACAAUAUUUUUCAUUGACACAUGAUUGGUGCAAUAUAAUUAGACAACGAAAACAUUGGAAUGUAACUUUGGAUUCAUUGAAAAGUGAAAUAGCCUUCUAUAAGAAAAUACGUUCAUAUUCAGGACGAGAAUUUGAUUCGUCGUCAAUUAAAAGGGAUGUUGAUAUACAAUUUUGGAGAUCAGAAUUGGACAGAAUUGUCAAGGCAAUACGUAGUGAUUUCGAAAUAUAUUAUGGAGAAAUUAAUCGUAAAAUGCAGGCAUGUUUUGAAAAGAAAAUGGCCGAAAUACAAAAAUGUCUUGACGAACCACCACCGAGUCCAACAAUUGUCAUCGAUACAUUUUCAAUAUUUCAAGAGAAAUGGCAAAUCGAAUAUGAUGAACUGAAUAAGAGUUUAUCUUAUGAAAAAGAUCUCUCGAUUAAGCUUCAAGCUAAAUAUGAUCAAUUGACAGUAGAAUUAAGAUUACUUCAACAAGAUAAAGAACCAUCGAAUGAAUUAGAAAUUUUAAAGGAAGAUAUUUUGUCAAUAAUCUAUGAUAUUAAUCAAAUUGAAUGCAGUAAAAAUACGUUAGAAGCUGAAAUUAUUGUUUAUCGACAUUUAUUGAGUGGUAAUGAAAUAAAAAUAAUAGAAUCACGAGAACAACGAGAACUUGUUCGUCGUUGUCCACCAGCUGGAAGUGAAUCGAUGUCAAAAAUUAUUGUAAAAAAAAAUCGACAAGGAUGUAUUGGCAUUGAAGAAUGUGCUCUUAAUGGUGCAUACAUUACUUUGACAAGCAAUUUGACCACUGAUGCUAUUGAUAUAUCGAGAUGGACGAUCGAACAACAUCUUGAUUCAGGAAAAAAACUUCAAUAUACAAUACCCGAUGGAGUUCAAAUUGAACGAAGCGGAGAAUUAAAAAUCUAUUCAAAAAUAGGUAAUAUUCUUGCUGACUCAUCAUCAGGACAAAAAGUGCUUAAUAAUGAUCUUGUUCAAUGGGGUACUGGUAACACGAUUGAAACACGUCUAUUCGAUCAAAAUGGUGAUCAGGAAGCAUCAUAUUCUAAGUCGGUUUCAUUUUAA